AUAAAUAUUUUUUAGAAUGCCAUAACAAAGGAGCUUCAUUAUCAAACAAGUAAAACGUUUUGUAAAAUUGUUAUUGUCUUCAGUUUGAUACAGAAAUUAACAAGAACUAGUAUUGACGUAACAGGAACCGUGAGAGAAGUUAUGGCGAAAGCACUCGGAUUGUUGCUGAUACUUGUUUGUGAGUUGACUGAUCUAAUAACUGUCGAAAUGGCGAAAGCUGAAAACAUCGGCACCUCAAACGCACUCUGUGAACAAUUCCUUAAAGAUAAGAAUCCCAUUACGCUUAUCACCGAAAAGAAGCAUGAUUCAACCCCAUGCUCAUGCGCGGAGUAUCAUAUUGCGCAGGACGCCAUGUUUGGCAAACGCGGAAACUGCUACGAAGAAUGGCUAUUCAACCAUGGCUUGAAGCAGAGGUGCUGUUACAGCGAAACUGGAAAAUUACUGAAAGGAUUCCCUGAUGGAGGAUUUGUUAUACUGGAUGGAAUUGAAAAUUCAAUGGUUGCAGUCCACGACGCUUGCUGUCAUGAUACCAACACAUCUACGUGCAAGGAUUUUUACGACAUAAACCCAUCCGAUGAUUGCAGGCGAUACGAGGAACCGAUGUCAGCCUCUUCUUGGGGAGAUCCGGUUAUUCAGACUGUUGGUAGCCCAUCGUUUAACUACUCAUUCAACGGCCACGGGGAAUACGUGUUCUUAAAAUCCAAGGAAGGGUUAGAAAUCCAAACACGGUUGGAAUAUUUAGCUUCAGGGAACAAUGAUUCAACCAUAUUUACUGCGUUCGUGUUGAAGAAUCGUAUCAAUAACGACUCCAUUCAAGUAGAAUUGAACCGAUCCAAUAACAAGCUGUCUUUGUUCUUUGAAAAUGGAACUCUUUGGGAGCCACUACAACCCUGCACAAGAGGCCCUCCUCAGAUAACAUAUGGUUUUCAGUUGUUCUGUCUGGUGUCACCUUCCAAUGGAUUUAAUAUAAUACCUAUAAAACUAAAAUUAAACGGUAUGAAAGUGGAAAUUUCCACGGAAAAGGGAUUCAUGAACAUUAAGGUAACGGCAAACCCAGCACUUGCUGAUAUGACAGGCCUGGCAGGAAAUGUUCAAGAAGAAAAGUAUUUCUCAGAAAAUGGAACAAUAUACCCAUGUAAUGCGAGCGAGCAUGACAUGUUUGACUACGGCGAGUCCUGGUCAAUUAGGAACAAUCGUGAUGAGUCCAAUUUCAUUUAUAAUUUUACCGGAGGAAAUGGUGGAAACUUCAGCUUCUACAACACGUAUUCCAAACCCCGAUUUCUUGAAGAUCUCCUUGACAAUAAAACCGCUUUGUUUGAGAAGUGUUAUGGAGCCGAUGUUGACGCUUUUGAGAGAACCUGUCUUAAUACCUGGGAUAAUCAAACCAACAGGGACUGUAUGCUCAUCAUUGCAAGGACAUGCAAUAUUACUCUUGGAAAUAUCAUACAUGACGAGGUAGUUCGACAACGAGACGAAUUACUGAGGAAAUUAAACAAGUCCCCUGAAUUUCUGACGACAAUGUCGAAUUCAACCAUGCUGAUUUAUCAAAACACCUCUUUGAGUAUAAAUUUAUUGGAGCACGUAUGGGAUGAAUAUAUGCAAGGUCUCCGGUUUGAGAUCGUACCGAUGCUGAAUGAAAUGACACUAACCGGUGGCAGUUUUAAUUGGAAUGUGGGCGCUGCUUUAAGAGAGAGCAAAACUAGAACACUCCGGUUUAUUGUAUAUGACCAGUACAACAUGACAGGCAAUCACGAAGUUAAAUUGUAUUAUUGUGGCUGCGAAGAACCAGAAGAGUGCAAAUUCCAAACCAACGAUGAUGAUACUGCAGAAUGCAGCUGUAAAAAUAAAUAUUGGAUUGGGUAUUUCUGUCAAAUCCAGUCAUAUCCCUGCGUAGAAUACAACUGUUAUAAGCCGGAACAAUGUAAUAACAACACAUAUGAUGGAAGUCCGUGUGCUCCUUGCCCGGAUGGGUGGUAUGAUCCAACACCAGGCAAAUCCAACCAGACAUGUCUUGACUUAAAUGAAUGCAAUGAUACCAAAAAAUACCACUGCGACCACAUAUGUAACAAUUUGGUUGGUUCAUAUAAUUGUUCGUGUCACGAUGGAUACACUUUAACCACCGAUAACCACACAUGUUCAGAUGUUGAUGAAUGUACCUCGGGAAAAGUUUAUUGCCCAAAAUCUAAGGAAACUUGUAUGAACAUUCCUGGCCAUUACACAUGCGUUUGCGAUGCGGGAUAUACUAAGAACACCCCAGACGCCGAAUGCACUCCUAUAGUUGGUAAAAUGUACUUUGGAUAUCUUGAAUACGUUUCGACACAAGCGCCUACGCAAACAAAUGCAACUCUUCAGGCUGGAAUACUGUCUACUUCGAACAUUUUUAGUAAAUACUUAAGAGGAACGGACUAUUUCUUAGCCAUUGAAAUCUACCAGAUAUUCAUGACGACUACAACUUUCCAUUUGGAUUUCAUUUUACACCUGAACUCUACUCUCAGUUUACCUGCUAUUGCGGGUUUUCUUGACACUUUGAAAAACAAAGACAUUUCGCUGAAUUCAACACAUCUCGGAAAAUCUUCAACUGUGCACAUAAAACCUCCGGAAGAAGGUGGCCUGUGUGAUGUUGUCCCGAAGCGCACGGAUUGUCAUGAACAAAGCACACACUGUGUCAAUAGAAAUAUCACUCAAGAUUACUAUGACUGUGACUGCAACUUUGGUUACCAUAAGCCCAGUUCUAGCAAAAGCAAAAUUUGUGAAGACAUAGACGAAUGUCAAUUAUUCGAUACGAAUAAAACGAAAAAUGAACGAUGCGUUCAUGGCUUCUCGUGUUACAAUUUAUAUGGGUCCUGGAAUUGUACAUGUCCCGAGGAUAGACUCUGGAUGUCGGUUGGUACACCGGAAUAUCCUGUGUUCCGAUGUCAAGGCAACCACACUUAUUUAGGAAACAUCACAUUUAUUUGGGAAGCACAAGAUGGGGAGAUGAAUCAAUCAGUCAUAAAGUCUUUCUUGACGUCUCAAAUAACAACAGUUCUUACAAAUAAGUCAUUGGAUCAAAAUCAGACGAUAACAGUUUCCUCCUUGUAUGUUUCGGUUACUAUUUUGGACAACACGUCGCAUUCAAAAUUACCAUAUUUCAAUAUGUAUAUGUUGACAUACGAGUUUCGAAUUCGUAUGGGUGACCCAGUCAGCACCGACCGCCUUCAACGAAUCGGAAGUGAACGUUUCAAGAAGAACAAACAAAUAGGAGUUGCCACUUUCCAAAAUAUCACGUUUUUCAAUGAAUCUGACAACGAACUGUGCAAGCGAAAUAAAGAAGGUAACUGCGACCUCCGAACAACUGAAUGUAAACAAGAAAAUGGAACAACAUCGUGUGGGUGUAAAAAGGGGUUCCAGCCACGUGAAUAUACCAAAUAUUCCUGCGAAGACGUCAAUGAGUGCAAUUUGCACGAAUACACUUGCUCUGGCGGUGGCACGUGCCAGAACUUGGAAAGCAACUGGACGUGUUCAUGUCCUUCUUAUACGGAACUCCUAAAUGUGAACGAUACCUACAAAGAAUGUUCAGACGAGGCGUAUUACAAUUGUUCAUCCGAGGCCUUUAAGCGAUUCAUUUGUUCCAACGGAAACAAGACAUGCAACAACUCAGUUUGGUCCUGCGAUUGUGCACAUGGCUAUCAUUUGGAAGGUUCAACCCAUUCAUCCACGUGCACGGAUACAAACGAAUGUGAGAAAAAUCCGUGUGGACACGGAAACUGCAGUAAUAACGACGGGGGCUAUUUUUGCAAAUGUGAAAGUGGGUUUCUAUUUGAUGAAAUCAAAAAGUCGUGCAUCGAUAUAAACGAAUGCGAUUCAGAAAUAUACAUCUGCCGAAAUGGCGACUGUAGAAACCUCAACGGUAGUUAUGAGUGUCCUUGUAAAGCCGGAUUUAGAGAAGAGUACAGAAGUUUCACUGCAACAUUUUGCGUUGAUAUUGACGAAUGUACAAACAAGUCGCACUCAUGCGGCACAAAAGCAACUUGUACAAACUUCCAAGGCUCGUUUACAUGCGACUGUCCACAUGGAUAUAAAAAUGAAACAUCUGAUAACAUAAGUUACACUUGUAUAGAUAUUGACGAAUGCAACAAAGCCGAAGGUUUUCAAUGUAUCAAAGGUUUUUGUAAUAACACUGACGGACACUGGGAUUGCGUGUGCGACAUGUCUAAACGCGCACAUGUCGUGAACGAGAGUUACAUUGAAUGCCGGGACGUAUUCCAGUAUCCAGUUCAAUUCGAAGUACGGAUUCUCUAUGACCCGUACAAGUCAGCUAAAUCUGAGGAGUACAUUCAAUCAAGCCUUGUUAAAAUGCUUUCAGAUAUUGUGAAUGGUUCCAUGAAUGGCAGUGUAUUAUUCCCUGUAGAAAUAAUACCAGAAAGAUACCACUAUUUAGAGGAUAGAAAGGAUAAUAUUUCGGUUACCGUCAACGUCAUAACUAUCAAAAGCUACGACGCAGGCUUGUUAAAACAUACCUUCGAAGCCAGUCUCAAUAAGACUGCUGUUUUUACCACGCCAUCGGGGAUUUCAGGACUUGUGUCAUUAAAGAAAGAAGAAGCCUCCGUUGAUCUGUGUACACUGGAGAUAUUCAAGAAUAAGUGCGAUCCUUACUCUACGAAAUGUAAACAAAAUAACGACACUUUUAAAUGCGAAUGUCGAGGAGGUUUUGAAAAUCGCACGGAUAUUGAGGGUGUUGGAAUGUGCCAUCAAAUAAAAGACACGAAAGGUGAUUACCCGUAUCUUGCUACGGUCAAGAUUACCAUUAACAAUAGCAGCAAUAUCAGCAGCCUUGAGUUUGAGAUAGCGAUUCAACAACAGUUCAAGGCAAUAUACUCAGAAAUGUUCAAUGAAACCAACAUCUGGGUGGAAAUACUUGCGAUAAAUGGUACACAAACAACCAGUCGAAGACGAAGAAAAUCGGAAUCGGUCACUCCUAUCAAAGUUUCUGUUGACCAUGUCCUUCAUUUAACAAUACCAAAAAACGAAACUACACUCGCUGAUAAAUGGCAAAUGGAAUCUAUCGCGAUCUUUGAAAGGUUAAAGAAUAAAACUAAAAACCAUACCAGUUAUUUUGACUUCGAGUCAACUGCUGUUUUUAAAGAUGACAGACUACCUUGUAGCAUAACUAAGAUGUGUAAUGCUAGUUCGACAACAUGCAAUGACGAAUCGGGAAAAGCGGUAUGCGACUGUCUACCUGGAUUUGUCAAUAAUACAUACAUCAACGAUACCGUUUUGAAUCCAUAUUACAAGUGCAACAGAGCAGACAAAGAAAGCACGACAACACCAACAACGUCAGCACUAAGGUCAACAACAACGUCGCCAACAAUGUCAAUUUCAACGUCAUCUUUUAGUGCCAUUACUACAAAUGAGAUGCAUUCCACAACUUCUGCUAGCAACACCGCUCUAAUUGCUACAGGUGCGAGUCUUGGAAGCGUCGUCCUCAUCUUAGCCGUCGCUGUCAUUGUUGUGUGCAGGUUACGUAGUAAGAAGGCACACGAUACAGAAAGGAUAAAAUUAAGGGAGCUAGAGAAAGAGCGCAGGAACGGUUUCGAUAACUCACUGUUGGGCAGAAACUACCUUCGCUCGGAUUCAAAGCAGAACUCCGUGGAUGAUUUAAGAGAAACAGACCAUGAAACAGACCGUGACGAUAGGCGGAAUUUCUACUAUGGUGGCCCAUUCAAACCAACAUACACAAGACCGUUCAAAUCGGCCAAACUCGAGCCGAUCUGGAACCAUAACGGCCAUGUGCCAGGUUUGAAAGGUCGCGCUGGCUCCCUGCCUGAUUUAAACGACCAUGUCGACAUGAGAAUGUCACCGGAGACCAGGCGAAUGUCGCAGCCGAGAAAUUCUGAUUCGCUUUACUCGUCUCUGAGAAAGGAUAAAGAUCCGCCACCAACGCAGAAACCCUUUGAUAAUUACAGGCAAAGCAUGGUUCGAGUGUUUCCGGAAUCUGGCGAGCGAUUGCCGAGAGCAAAAAUCAAUCAAUUCCCGAGAAAAAACGCAAGCGGACGGAUUUCUCCGGAACCCGAUUACUAUGACGACCCGCCGCUGUCACCAAAGCCUGAUUAUAAUGGAAGAAAGUCACGUGACCGUGUGGAUGCAUCACGCGACAGUGGUUUGAAUGGCUUUUCGCGCAGCAGCGUUAGUCCAGAAGUUCAGAGGUCACGUGAGAGUUUUGGUUACGGAAGUUUAGGGCGUGGUCGAUACCGUAUGGAAGAUACACCUUUUUGAGCGUGUAUCCAUCACAUGACGUUAACCCACUUGUACAUGUUUAGUUGUUUUUAUUAUUUUCCGAUUUGAAUACACGUGUACAUGGAAACAUAGACUUUGCCGUAUAUAAACAGACUCUAAAUUAGGAUCUUCUACUUAUGCAACUGGAGUUUCACCUUGUGUAUAUUUGAAAGCUUUCAGUGGACAAGUAUGCAAGCAAUCAAUUCGUAAAAUUGUAGAUGUUAUUACUACAUCACAGGAUGCUGAAAGUAAAGUCAAAACAUCUUUAACGGUACAUCUAGUUUUUUAACCAAAAAGCUACGCUGCGGUCGAGUCCUUAUUAGACACUAUAGUUUUCUUCGUUGAAAUGUGUAUUUCGCUUUUUGCACUUAUAUAAAACAUGUAUUUCUUAACCUUAUCAUUAGUAUUAGUAGUAGUAGUAUGCCCAUUUUGAACGGAUAAGGUACUUCAUCAGAUUUAAUGUUUGCGGUUCAUAUACCUUUAUCUAGGAUUACGUGAUAUCAAUGUUAUUAUUUACUGUUACAUACCGUCUGCCCAUUAAAUCAUGGUGGUCAUCGAAAGAGUUAUCAAUAUAACAUUACAUUACAUGUGAGUAACUGGAAAGUGUGUGCAGUCUACUGAGCAAAAACUCUAAACAAAUACAAUGAAUUAUAAAUGAUACAAGCCGAUAAAUUCGCACUUAAACAUUUUUUAAUUGAAUUUAUAUAUAAUCAACAAAUGAGUAAAAAAUAUUUCCAUUGCUGACAGGUCAGUUAUACAUUUUGUUGAAAGUAUUUCGUAAUUGCCACUUUUGCCUGAAACGUCAAUUAAUACGUGUUUAUGAUUCAUGCAAUAACCACAUGUUAGUGUACUUUGGAUUGUUUUACCAUUGUUUAAGGUAUUAUCGAAUUAUCUUCUGCUAACAAAUCCAAUAAUACGUGUACAAUAUAUCAGAUAGGCUUAAACUAAUUUAAAAGUUAAAGCAAUUAAAUGGACUGACACAUUUUGCAUAUUUACGAGAUGACACAGAUGAUGUUAAUAUAAUUAUCUUGCAAAAGAGUUGUACUAAGUGAAAAUACAAUAAUUGACAAGAGGAUUUACAACUGGCGCAUCAUAAGUUAUUGUAUACUUACCAUAAAUGAUAAAAGCCAUCAUUAAUCAUCACAUUUUGGUCGUCUUUGUUUUUAUAAUUGAUGUGUACAAUAGUAUCACAGAAGUAUGUUUUAUUUUUAGAAGCUGUUUGUAUAUAUUCUGGACUGCUGUCAUAGAGGGACGUGUUCACCGAUUUCCGUAAUUUUUAAAAUUGUCAUUUAAUUGUGUUUAAUAACACACGUAUAGUAUGUGUAAUAGUUCCAAAUAAUGUUACUUCAUGCGUUGUGUAGUUUUAUAUGUAAAUAUCGAUGAUUUGAAAACGAUAACGCACUGCUUCGAACGGUGGAAAUCAUCAGUGAACAUAAUCCAUAAUUUACUGUGAAAGGACGUCCUUUUUGGGACAUCAUUAAGUAUGUGGAACUUUUCAGUUUCCUCUAUUAAAUGUUAAUAAACGGCGGACGUCAUUAAAUAAACAGUUCAUGAGUGCGUUUAUUUUGGUAGAUCGUCGAUUUGAAUUCACUCGUGAUAAAAAAAAUAAUUAUCUUCAUGCGUGGCAGAAAUAUUAUUUUCUGUGAUCACUCGUGCAUUAAAAUCGAUAAUCUGCCGUUAUGCAAAUGUCCUUUAUAUAAGAGCAGAACAACUUACAUUCACCAUGAUUCGAACUAAGGGCCUUUGAGGGCAAACGCUGACUUUCUAACACUGGAUCACUCAGGCCUUUGAUAGUAGCAGACAAUUUUAAACGCUUGUUAGUAAUGCAUUUAUUUUUAUGCUCCCCCAAAAUUUAUUUCGGGGGGAGCAUAUUGUCGCCGCUUCGUCCGUCCGUCCGUGCACAAUUUUUGUCCGGGCUAUUUCUCAGCAACUAAUGACCGAAAUUCAAUUAAACUUUAUGGGAAGCUUCACUACCAAGAGGAGAUGUGCAUAUUAUCAGCGGGUUCUGGUCGGAUGAUUUUUCACAGAGUUAUGGCCCUUUGAAAUUUUCCAUUAACUGUACAUAUAGUGCAAUUCUUGUCCGGGCUAUUUCUCAGCAACUAAUGACCGGAAUUCAAUGAAACUUUAUGGGAAGCUUCACUACCAAGAGAUGUGCAUAUUAUCAGCGGGUUCUGGUCGGAUGAUUUUUCACAGAGUUAUGGCCCUUUGAAAUUUUCUGUAAAAAAAUUCUUGUCCCCCCAUCUACUGUGCCCUCAAGACGUUUCCUUUUAUCUGAAUAUAUAGUGCAAUAUUAUGACAAAAAAACCUUUGGGGAGCAUCACCCGUCUCCGACGGUUUCUUGUUUAAAUUAUCGACGAAACGCAGUACAUAAGCAUUAUAAUUUUUCAAAUUUCAAUUAAUUAUUAUCAAAAUCGAUCGAUGUUAUUAACAAUUGUCGCAUUCCAUAGUGUUAUCGUGCUUGUAUGAAUAUAUUGCUAACAUUAAUUGAUUAAUCUAUAACUUUUUAUCGGAAAGUUAUCACGUUGCCGAAUUGUGAACAAGUCCCUUUAAUAGGGUAUUCGUACCAUUUGCACUGCAUAAAACAGUAGAAAUGUACAUUAUGUUCGUCGUAGUGUGUGCAUAAACUGUUUUAUUAUGUCAUAUUUUAUGUGUAUAUUAAUGUUUCCCUUCACGGCAUACCCCUCAACUGUAUAACUCCAUGUAACAAUCGCCAUUCUUUGCAUUGAGUUGCUGAUUUAGCAACAGUCCCUCCUAUUAUGUAUAUUUGUGAUUGGCCAUUUUUCCAAUGAUGGUGAAUGCUGGGCAUUUUAGCAUAAUACAAUAUAUAAAGUGUCGUAUUAUAAGUUUGUUGUCAGGAGUAAAGUUCGCUUCAUGAUCAUUAAAAUAUUGGUGUAUAAUUUGUUGCCGUUAAUAUAGCAAUCGUUUUUAUGCCCCCGGAUCGAAAUAUCGGGGUAUUUUGUUUUUGGCCUGUCUGUCAUUGUAUGUGUGUGUGUCUCAAAACUUUAACCAAAACUUUAACCUUCUUCAUAACUUUUGCAAUAUUGAAAGUAGCAACUUGAUAUUUGGCAUGCAUGUGUAUCUCAUGAAGCCGCAUAUUUUGAGUGUUGAAAGGUCAAGGUCAUCCUUCAAGGUCAAAGAACAAAAUACAUGGGAAGUAAGACACUUUAAAGGGAGAUAAUUUCUAUUUUAUAUCAUUUGGAAGGUACAGAACAUUUUCACAAGGGAAGUAAUAUUUUUUAAAGGAUAUAAUCUGACACAAAUUUGAAGGUCAAUGUCAUCCUUCACGGUCAAAAGUCAAAAAAUACAAUCCAAGGGAAGUAAUAAGCUAUAAAAGGGAGAUAAUUUCUAAACCUGCCAAAUGAUAUAUUGAAAUUUUAUUUCAAAGCAGCGCAAUAGGGGGCAUUGUGUUUCUGACAAACACAUCUCUUGUUGCCUCAGUUAUUGAGUACUCCGACUUAACUUUUUUGUGCAAUUGUAUUAUUUUGGGUUUUCCGGUUCUUAGCAAUAAAUGCAACAUUUGUAGUUGAUAUACCCAUGUCAAUUAUCGAAUCCUUUGCCCAUGACUAGCUAAUUGUUUUAUACUGACUGACUCGGAAAUAAUCGAUUGGCUGUAUAUCUUAAAUGCAGAACGCGGAGUAAAUGUAGUAAACGAAUAAAUUGAAUAAGUAAGCGAACCCGAAUUCUGAAAUAACCAAAUACUGUUUUAACAAUGAUUCGCUUGAGACGUAUAUUUCAUUGAUUUGCUUUACUAUUUUAAAAACGAUGGUGAGAGACGAACGGACGGACAGACGGACAACGCCAAUUCUAUAUCCAUACGUCUUUUGCGGGGGAUAUACAUAUGAGCUUCAGAGAGUUUUUGCGAAAUAUGGAUCAGGGGUUCACAAUUAAGGCCGUUGCUUACAUUAAGCACGGUUGUCGUUGGCAUUAAAUCAGAUCUGUAGCAUACAUCAUAAAAAAUUCAACAAUUCAAAUUCAACGCUUACUGAUUUAGAUUCCUCAUUCCUAUACUUAUUUGGCUAUAUGAAGAUCAAUCAUUUUUAUGUCCCCCACUAUAGUAGUGUGGGACAUAUUGUUUUUGCCCUGUCUGUUGGUUGGUUGGUCUGUUGGUUGGUUGGUUUGCGCCAACUUUAACAUUUUGCAAUAACUUUUGCUAUAUUGAAGAUAGCAACUUCAUAUUUGACAUGCAUGUGUAUCUCAUGAAGCUGCACAUUUUGAGUGGUGAAAGGUCAAGAUCAUCCUUCACGGUCAGAGGUCAAAUAUAUGUGGCCAAAAUCGCUCAUUUUAUGAAUACUUUUGCAAUAUUGAAGAUAGCAACUUGAUAUUUGGCAUGCAUGUGUAUCUCAUGGAGCUGCGCAUUUUGAGUGGUGAAAGGUCAAGGUCAUCCUUCAAGGUCAGAGGUCAAAUAUAUGUGGCCCAAAUCGCUUAUUUUAUGAAUACUUUUGCAAUAUUGAAGAUAGCAACAUGAUAUUUGGCAUGCAUGUGUAUCUCAUGGAGCUUCACAUUUUGAGUGGUGAAAGGUCAAGGUCAUCCUUCAAGGUCAGAGGUCAAAUAUAUGUGGCCCAAAUCGCUUAUUUUAUUAAUACUUUUGCAAUAUUGAAGAUAGAAACUUGAUAUUUGGCAUGCAUGUGUAUCUCAUGGAGCUGCACAUUUUGAGUGGUGAAAGGUCAAGGUCAUCCUUCAAGGUCAAAUAUAUGGGUCAAAAUUGCUCAUGUAAUGUCACUUCUGCAAUAUUGAAGCUAGCAAUUGUAUAUUUGAAAUGCGUGUGUAUCUCAAGGAGCUGCACAUUUUGAGUGGUGAAGGUUCAAGGUCAAGGUCAUCCUUCAAGGUCAAACGUCAUAUAGGGGGACAUUGUGUUUCACAAACACAUCUUGUUUAUAUUGAAUUUAAUACUUUACUAUUUAAAUUAAUAUAAACAGGCACGAAACAUUUGUCCUUAUUAAGAGUAGCUGAAAGUCCAAUCAAAUAAAAUUACUAUAUAACAGUUUAUUUGAGCGAAGCGUGCAUUUUCGUAAACGCAUACGCUUUAAAAACUAAUAAAUUUGAAAUGGAUACCUCAUAUUGGUGGCAGAAAAAAAAUCGACAAAGGCACAUGAUUUCAAAACACACAUCUAAUGCAGCCGACAAAGCUUCGAAACAAUCGAGCUCUAUCACUAAGAUUUAUUAAUACUAUGCAAACAGAAUUGCAUGUGAAUUAGUGACUAUAGUGAAUGUCAAUAACCAGCAGGGUCAGGGAUACAACUAGCCAGCUAACUCAUCAUCCAAAAUGUCAACAUCAUUGUACAUUUCUGUGUACUCUGCUUCAUCGAUAGGUACAUCUAGUUCUGAAAGUAUAUGUGUAAGCUAUAUAUGUAUAUGUGCACGUUAACACACCAUCAUAUAUCUAGAUAAUAAAACAUACUUUAAGUAAAAGCAUUAAAAUUUAGCUUAUAGUCGAUGUACAUUUU
Messenger RNA from Dreissena polymorpha, 11699 nucleotides. RefSeq lists its product as uncharacterized. The record is from RefSeq and is a predicted model, not a curated record. NCBI's taxonomy places the organism in Eukaryota, Metazoa, Mollusca, Bivalvia, Myida, Dreissenidae. Gene Ontology annotation, molecular function: calcium ion binding. The transcript is spliced from 41 exons. Bases 142 to 6255 code for a protein of 2037 amino acids.